Messenger RNA from Neoarthrinium moseri, 1641 nucleotides. RefSeq lists its product as uncharacterized. Bases 1 to 1641 code for a protein of 546 amino acids. The record is from RefSeq and is a predicted model, not a curated record. Gene Ontology annotation, biological process: carboxylic acid metabolic process. NCBI's taxonomy places the organism in Eukaryota, Fungi, Ascomycota, Sordariomycetes, Amphisphaeriales, Apiosporaceae. Gene Ontology annotation, molecular function: isocitrate lyase activity. The transcript is spliced from 4 exons.
AUGGCUUCCAACAACAUGAUCAACCCUGGGAUCGACCCCAACAUUGAAGACGAGCUGUUCACAAAGGAGGUCGAAGCUGUCAAGAAGUGGUGGACCGACUCGCGAUGGAGAUACACCAAGAGGCCGUUUACUGCGGAGCAGAUUGUCUCCAAGAGGGGUCACCUGAAGAUUGAGUAUGCCAGCAACACGCAAUCUAAGAAAUUAUGGAAUAUCCUGGAAGGUCGCUUCAAGAACCGUGAUGCCAGUUAUACUUACGGCUGCUUGGAACCUACCAUGGUCACCCAAAUGGCGAAGUACUUGGAUACUGUCUACGUUUCCGGUUGGCAAUCAUCAUCAACCGCCUCCUCGUCGGAUGAGCCUGGUCCUGAUUUGGCUGAUUACCCAUAUACUACCGUCCCGAACAAGGUCAAGCACCUCUUCAUGGCACAGCUCUUCCACGACCGAAAACAAAGAAACGAACGAGUCAGCGUGCCCAAGGCUGCGCGAACGAAGCUACAAAAUAUCGACUACCUCCGGCCGAUCAUUGCCGAUGCCGAUACUGGUCAUGGUGGCCUCACAGCCGUGAUGAAGCUUACCAAGCUCUUCAUCGAGAGUGGUGCUGCCGGUAUUCACAUAGAAGAUCAAGCACCCGGUACAAAAAAGUGUGGUCACAUGGCUGGUAAGGUCUUGGUGCCCAUCAGCGAGCACAUCAACCGUCUGGUGGCCAUCCGUGCUCAAGCCGAUAUCAUGGGCUCCGACUUGCUCGCCGUUGCCCGGACUGAUGCCGAAGCUGCCACGUUGAUCACGACGACAAUCGACCCUCGAGAUCAUGCCUUCAUCAUGGGUUCUACGAACCCCAACCUCCAACCCCUGAACGACCUCAUCUUCGCCGCCGAGCAGGCCGGUAAGAACGGAGAACAGCUCUCGCAGAUCGAGGAGGCCUGGCUGGAGAAGGCCGGCCUGCAGCGCUUCGAUGAGGCCGUCGUUGAGACGAUCAAUGCCGGUGCGUACCCGAACAAGAAGGAGCUGGUGCAGCAAUACCUCUCCCAGGCCAAGGGCAAGAGCCACGCCGAGGCCCGCGCCAUUGCCCACGGCAUCACCAACGUCGACAUCUACUUCAACUGGGACGCCCCGCGGACGCGCGAGGGUUACUACCGCCUGAAGGGCGGCUGCGACUGCGCCAUCAACCGUGCCGUUGCCUAUGCGCCGUACUGCGACGCCAUCUGGAUGGAGAGCAAGCUGCCCGACUUCAAGCAGGCGCAAGAGUUUGCCAACGGCGUACACGCCGUCUGGCCCGAACAGAAGCUGGCGUACAACCUCUCGCCCUCGUUCAACUGGAAGACGGCCAUGCCGCGGGCGGAGCAGGAGACGUACAUCCGGCGGCUGGCCAAGCUGGGGUACUGCUGGCAGUUCAUCACGCUGGCGGGCCUGCACACGACGGCGCUGAUCAGCGACCAGUUCGCGCGGGCGUACGCGGCCAGCGGCAUGCGCGCGUACGGCGAGCUGGUCCAGGAGCCCGAGAUGGACGGCGGCGUCGACGUCGUCAAGCACCAGAAGUGGAGCGGCGCCAACUACAGCGACGAGAUGCUCAAGAUGGUCACCGGCGGCAUCAGCUCCACCAGCGCCAUGGGCAAGGGCGUCACCGAGGACCAGUUCCACUAG